AUGGGGGCCCCCACUGCUGGAACUGCUGCGGUGCCUGCUGCUGCUGCGGUCCCUGCUGCUGCUGAUGUCCCUGCUGUGGCUGGUGCUGCUGCGACUGCUGCUGCUGGGGUCCAACACCCCCACUGGUCGGGCCACCGCCAAUGGGCGGGCCUGUCUGUCCUGCACCUCCUCCAAGGCCCCCUCCUUCCGGUGCACCUCCUCCGCCGCCACCGCCGCCGCCGCCUCCACCACCGCCGCUCCCACCUCCACCGCCACCUCCACCGCCGCCUCCACCGCCUCCACCUCCCCCCUUCCCGCCCUUCUUGCUACUCUUGCCCCGUUUCUGCCACUGGCACUCCGCGGCGGCAGUUGCGGAAGGCGCAGCCAGCAGUGACACCAAACGCCACGCUCGUCCUGCUUGCGAACAACACGUUCGGCGCUAAAUGCCUCGACGGAAGCUGGUCUGCGACGUCUUCCCUCCUCGCUGACUCCCCGUCGCACUCUUCCGCCCUCCCGUCACCCCCCUCGCCAUGUCCCCGCGUGCACACAGUGGCGACGCGCCGUGGGCUCUCUGGCAGCUCAGCCACCCGCGGGAGUUGCCGCCACGCGGAGCAGCUGGUCGGCGCAGCCGCCACUUCCGCCUUCCAGCGCCUUCGACCCGCCCAGAAACCUCAAACACCCCGUUCCCUUACCUUUCCCCUCUACCUCGGCCCGCGCAGUCCCCCCGGGUACUACUUCCGCCCAGGCGCGGCAACGGGCCGUCUCCGGUGGCACAUCUACCUGCCCGGAGGCGCGUGGUGCGUCACCCCCGCCGACUGCGCCGCCAGAGCCGGCACGCGCCUGGGGUCAAGCAAGAGCUUCCCCGCCAACCCCGCGCACUAUGCGGCGCAGCUGAGGCCGCCGUUCGAGGGCAUUCUGUCGGGCAGCGCGCAGCAGAACCCCGCGAUGUACCAGUGGAACCUCGUGCGCCUCAUCUACUGCGAUGGGGGCGGGUACGCCGGCACCAGGGGUGCGCUCAACGUCUCUGCUGCUGCUGCUGUCCCUCCGAACGCAAGCGCCGCUGCCAACUCAACGAGCCCUUCCAAUUCCACCAAGUCAACCAAGUCAACCGGGUCAACGAAGUCAUCCGCAUCCACGACGUCAGCCAUUUACCUGGACGGGUGGAACAUCAUUCAGGCCGUGAUUCAAGGUGCGCCACCCGCUCGCCCACUCCACUGUGCUCUGCGUGUGCCCCCUUUGCUGUCUGCAGUGCACGCGGUGUCUUCAACCUCAUACUGCCAUGGCACCAGCCACUCACCACUAGGUCCCCAUUUCCCGCUCUCCCUUUCGCCCCUCCUUGACCUCGUCCGGCCUCUCCCCUCCUCUCACCUAUAUCGUUUCGUCUCGCCUCGCUCGUCUCAGUGCUGCCUGCUCUCCAUCCCUUGGCACUCCAACCCCACCCUCCCUCUCUCUCCCCGCCUGUCCCCUUGCACUCUUUACCUCGUUCUCGCCGCCUUGCCUCUUCACAUCCUCUCCUUCUCGCCCGCCUCGCCGCCUUGCCUCUGCCCCUCCUGCCAUGCAGACCUCGUUCAGAAGCGUGACAUGCGCUCAGCCUCACAGAUUCUUCUUUCAGGCAGCUCAGCAGGAGGGCAGGCGACAGUGAACCUCUGUGAUUGGCUGGCGUCGUCCUUCCCAUCUGCCUCCACGCGCUGCCUCGUUGACUCGGGCUUCUUCCUUGACACACGUGACCGCGCUAUGAACUACACCUUUCGCUCGCUGGCUCAGAACCUCACCGCACUGCACCGCCCCUCCAACCCCACCUGCCCCUAUGGUACCUCAUCUGCUCCCAUGCUACCUCAUCUGCUCCCAUGCUACCUCAUCUGCCCCCAUGCUACCUCAUCUGCCCCCAUGCUACCUCAUCUGCCCCCAUGCUACCUCAUCUGCCCCCAUGCUACCUCAUCUGCCCCCAUGCUACCUCAUCUGCCCCCAUGCUACCUCAUCUGCUCCCAUGCUACCUCAUCUGCCCCCAUGCUACCUCAUCUGCCCCCAUGCUACCUCAUCUGCCCCCAUGCUACCUCAUCUGCCCCCAUGCUACCUCAUCUGCCCCCAUGCUACCUCAUCUGCCCCCAUGCUACCUCAUCUGCCCCAUGCUACCUCAUCUGCCCCCAUGCUACCUCAUCUGCCCCCAUGCUACCUCAUCUGCCCCCAUGCUACCUCAUCUGCCCCCAUGCUACCUCAUCUGCCCCCAUGCUACCUCAUCUGCCCCCAUGCUACCUCAUCUGCCCCCAUGCUACCUCAUCUGCCCCCAUGCUACCUCAUCUGCCCCCAUGCUACCUCAUCUGCCCCCAUGCUACCUCAUCUGCCCCCAUGCUACCUCAUCUGCCCCCAUGCUACCUCAUCUGCCCCCAUGCUACCUCAUCUGCCCCCAUGCUACCUCACCUGCCCAGACCCCCCUGCCUCGCCCCCUUCUCCCCCCUCCCCCAACACAGCAGCGAGGCCGGCACAGCAGUGGCGGUGCUUCUUCCCGCAGUACACUCUUCACAACACCUCCACACCGCUCUUCCUCUUCCACACGCCCUUUGA
Molecule: messenger RNA, 2541 nt
Organism: Closterium sp. Naga37s-1
Lineage: Eukaryota; Viridiplantae; Streptophyta; Zygnematophyceae; Desmidiales; Closteriaceae
Source: the annotation of a GenBank genome assembly